GAAUAUACAACAAGGUUCAACUUCCUGUUUAAAAAUGGCUGCGCCCUGACGAAUGUCACAUUACUUCAAAUGCUCGUUUUAAGCGUCACGUUUGGUGUAGAAUAAAACAACAGAACACCUGCAAGCACCUCUCAUUCGCACAUCACCCUAACAGGGUAAUUAAGCCGUCAUCAUGGUUCACCUAUCGUCGUCUCUGCUGAAGAAGUACCACAAGGGCUACAUCGUCAUCCGGCUGGCGCUCGCCGGCCACAAGCAGGCCAACCGGCCCUUCUACCGCGUGGUGGCGGCGUUCAACAAGCGGGCGCGCGACGGAAAAUACAUCGAGCAGCUGGGCUCCUACGACCCCCUGCCCAACGUGCACAACGAGAAGCUGGUCAGCUUCAACCUGGACCGCAUCAAGUACUGGAUGGGCUGCGGCGCACACCCUAGCAAGCCCGUGGCCAAGUUACUGGGCCUGGCGGGCUUCUUCCCCCUGCACCCCAUGACCGUAACGGAGGCCGAGCGACUAAAGGUCCAGACCACCGACUUGGCAGCCGGGGCUGAGGGGGAAGGUGUGCAGGAAGAGGAACCCAAGCAGCAGAGCGCAUGAGGCUGGGAGCCAGACGCCUUCUGUGGCUCUCCAUUCUGAAAGUAUGAGGGCCUGAACCACACAAGGGUGAUCUCUGGGGUGGAAUGGAUUAUUUUUUUAUGUUAUACUUGUAUAUUUAUGUUGCGUUUUAGAACAAUGCCAUGUAAAAUCAGGUUACCUCUUUUACGUGACUUGAUUAAAAUGGUACAAUAUGAUCCCACGGAUGUCAUCACAACUGUUUUAUUGAAUGUUUGAUAAGAAACCUGAUUAUUUGGUUGGAUUUUUGCCUGUUUAUUUAGAUAUGGGUACAAGGCAAGCAAAACAAAAGUGAGGUCUUCACUCUUUGGAGUUGUAUCUCUACAUACUUCUUGCAGUGAUUGAUUUGAGCCAAAAGAUAAGCUGAUCAAUAAUGUAAACAUCGAAGAGUUUAUCAUUUGAUGUUUAAGAAAAUAAUUUGAAACAAAAUGUUUAAUAAUAGGAGACAUGAAAGUGAUACUUUUGAGUAAUUUGCCAAACAAAGUGAGUAAUGAUCCAGAUGACUUGACAGGUUUGGCAGAAAACCGUGUUCUCCACCCUCCAUUAACAUGCCACUGGAGAAGCAAUUCAUGAGAGAUCAAGGGUAUUUUCAAACUUAGAAAAACUAAUUUUUUGCAAAGAUAUUUCAAUCAUUUUACAAUGCAGUACAGCCCUGGCCAACAAAGCAGCUAUACAGUUUCAAACAACAUCCAACCAAAAAUCAAAUUACAUUCCGUGUCUAAAGCAAAAGUACUUUAUAACGAUGUUUACUUUGUGAAGAUAGUCUUUGAUCACAAAGAACAAUUAAAUUUGUGUAUCAAACUGAGGCGUUCCUUCUUAUGUAUGAUAUAUAACACAGUACUGUGAAUGGAUGAUUCAUGUAAAGCAAAAUAACGCAAAAUAUGUUUUUUAGAAUGUAGAGUAUGUCUACAAUAUAGAAACCAUCAAGUUUAAGUAGCUCAAAAUAGGACUUAUAAAGUGGACAUCAAUAAAAGCACUUUCCAAAUGUCCUUUAUGGCAAUGGUAGCAUUACAGCUGAGUAGAAAAAUAUGAACAGCAUAAUCAUGUUCCAUGUAGCUAAGGAAUGAACCAAUAGACAAAUUACUAUUUAAAUAAUCAACAAGACCAUUGGAAAUGUACAUGGUCCCAUCGGUUAUUUUACUGCUUGCUCAACUUGACAUUUGCUUGGACAUUGACUCAUGUCGGGUUCUCAAUCUAACCUGUCUACGAGUCUGUAAAUACUAGAGAGUUAAUGUUACACCAUUGAUGGCCUUACUGACGAGAAAAGAUCAAGAGUGUACCUCAGGCACACUAUGUAGACAACACUCCUUUCACUGAGGUAAUAGUGCUGUUGGAACUAUGUAUGACGACAGUGAGUCAAGGGUUUAUUGUAUUGCUUUAAAAAAAACCAACCUUUGUUAGAAUAAAUGAAAAUCAGGGAUACACAACUCCUCUUGUUUAUUAAUCUCAAUCUCCUUUGCCUGCUCAAGAAGAACAGGAGUGGAAGGAAUAUAUGCACCAUGACCUUAUUCUGUUAAAGGGAGUUUAAGACCCCUUGGCCACCCUGAGCUACAUAACUGGCCCGAGGCUGUACAAAGAGUGCUGUUAAUAAAGAUAACUAAGUAAACAGUUACCUGUUAUAUCUCAAUCUGACAGAUCAUAUCAUAUCCCCGGAAUACUGGUUUACUGUUUAUCUAACAUAAUUAGACAUACACACCCAAAACAAACAAAUGGAGAAUACAUGCAUUGCACACACACCCAACCAAACCCCAACCCCAACCCUCACAUCAAGGUGUGGGAGUCGACCUUGGCACAUGACAAGGUCCCGUCAUCGUUGUGCUUUGUUCAAGGUGUUUACCGCUCCAGUCUCCCCUGAUCCCAACCUCAGCCUCACACACAAACCUUGAUGCCUCAAAACUCACAUCAAGAGAGAGUAUAGCACACAACAACCAGCAGCAUUAUCUCCCUGACAGGCAUUAGAUAUAGAGAACAUUAGAUACAUGGUAUAUGGUAAGGCUGUUGGAACUUAACCAGCCUACUGAAAAGUAUCAAGUACGUUUCGGAUUUGUUGUGAGGAUAGAGGAUGGAUGGACGUUGAAACAAUCUGAUAAUUAAUUUGUGAGGCAGAUUUAACGAUUGCUCACAUUGCAAUAUGAAGAAGUGGAUUCCCUCUUGGAUCUUCCAUUGGAAGAAAAUCUCUGUCACUGUUAUACUCGUUGCGGUGACAAUUAUAACAGUUGCUGCAUCAGUGGUUUUCGUUCACGGAGAGAGAGGAGGUACAAGCACAGCACCGCGUAGUUCUACCGUGAAUGCAACCAAACUCAACGAAACUGAAUCUUUGACUUCAGAGAAAAUCUUAAGAACCAAGACAGACAGAAAACCCCCGGAUAACACCGGUUCAACUUCUCAGACAAUUGACAAUACAGAGUUUACAUCUUCUAAAGAUGUGAAGAUAACACCAUCAAUGCAAACAAUGGCAAUGGCGGGACAUAAAACAGGAACUGAUGCAAUAAUUACAGCAAUGACUUCAUUCAGCAGUUCUACAAAAACUUCCCCAAUAAAUAAUAUAGAUUCCACAAAAGAAGAACCACGAAAAAAAACAGCAGUAAAAAAUGAUUCUGCAGCCUCACAAUCUUCCUCAACAGCAGUUGAUUCAUUACAAACAUCUGUAGUUAAAACAA
This is a messenger RNA of Gadus chalcogrammus (walleye pollock), 3264 nucleotides long. RefSeq names its product mitochondrial ribosomal protein S16 (gene mrps16). The record is from RefSeq and is a predicted model, not a curated record. Gene Ontology annotation, molecular function: structural constituent of ribosome. NCBI's taxonomy places the organism in Eukaryota, Metazoa, Chordata, Actinopteri, Gadiformes, Gadidae. Gene Ontology annotation, biological process: mitochondrial translation. The transcript has 5 exons. Gene Ontology annotation, cellular component: mitochondrial small ribosomal subunit; ribosome. The coding region runs from base 173 to 589 and encodes 138 amino acids.